Messenger RNA from Oreochromis niloticus (Nile tilapia), 1683 nucleotides. RefSeq lists its product as uncharacterized. Gene Ontology annotation, cellular component: plasma membrane. The record is from RefSeq and is a predicted model, not a curated record. Gene Ontology annotation, biological process: positive regulation of calcium-mediated signaling; positive regulation of phagocytosis, engulfment; positive regulation of microglial cell activation. Lineage: Eukaryota; Metazoa; Chordata; Actinopteri; Cichliformes; Cichlidae. The transcript has 6 exons. Bases 258 to 1013 code for a protein of 251 amino acids. Gene Ontology annotation, molecular function: transmembrane signaling receptor activity.
CAUACAGGAAGAGAAACUAUUAAUAAAAUGAUAAAGAAACAUUGCGUUUAUCUCGAAAGUUUUUUUCUAUAAAUUUAAGAUGAUUGGUUGAGUCAUUUAACUUGUAAGGACAGUUACACAGAAGAAGAGAGAAAAGAGGAAGGACGCAUCAGCUUUCAAAAUCAGAACUUCCUGACGGAUCAAACACACCAAAGCAAGUGAGGUGAUGAGACAGUUCAGACCGCUCUCCGUCAGUUUAAUGACUUUUCUCCAUAACAAUGAAUAUCCACCGUCUUCUGCUCUGCUGCUUCAUAUAUGCAGAGUUGUGUGGGCUCAUCAGUGCACAGGUUAUAUCAGUAACAGGAACUGAAGGACGAGGCAUCACAGUGCGAUGCCACUUUUCUGUCUCUGGAAGCAGGAAGUUCUUCUGUAAGGGAAAUUGCAAUCCAGGCAAUGUUCUUAUUGAAACAUCUGAGACAAAAGCACAAAAAGGCAAAUAUAGCAUUGAAUAUGGAGGUACAGUGAGUUAUCCUGUCCUGUUUGUGACCAUCAAACCACUGACCAAGUCUGACGCUGGGCGUUACAAGUGUGGUGUGAGCGGAUUCUUCGUGGAUUCAGAACAGGAGGUCCAACUCAUUGUUAAAGCUGCUCCAACUACCAGCUCACCCAGCUCAACACCUUCGAUCACUCUGUCUCUAAGCACCAUGCAAGUAAGCACAGCAGACUCAGUCUCCGACACACGCUCAGAGCACUUCCUGCCUCUGGUUGUAUGUGUGCCUGUGGUCGUUUUGGUGUUGGCAGCCGUUCUCUUCCUCCGCUGCAAAAAGAAGACACAAAGGAAGGUUGAUGGAGUAACCCUUGAUUACAGAAACACAAAGAUUGAACCUUAUGAAAACUGCGUUUUUCACACACGUGAAGACGCCAUCUACGAGAGCCUCGAUCCAAUCAGCAGGGACCAGGACCCAACCUACUCCACACUCUCACACACUCACACGACUCACAAGGGGAUUCAAGAUGAUUACAAUUAUCUGUGAAAAAUGCAUGUUUUAUAUAGUUUUAUACCCAUGUGUAUGAUCAUACGUCUUAUAAAAAUAAAUAAAGAAAUAUAAGCUACAUGUAGGUCAUGGAUGUCAACCUCAGUUUGUGUUUGGGACACAUGAGGAAGUGAUAUUCCUAAAUACAAUUUGGUCCACAGAAAUGAUCCAACACCCUCGUGAGCUUCAGCACACCUGUUGGCACAUUUUGAAGUAAUAGUGAGUUUGUUAUUGGCCUCCUGUAACAAACACACUAGUUUAACAAACGGUGUGUACCUUCUGUGAAAUGCGACACUGACACUGACAUCUUUCCUUCUCUUAUGACUUGCUGUGACUUUUUACGUUUACUGUUUAUUUUUAUUUUACUACUUUUUCCAGAUUCUAAGCUUUGAUUCAUGUUCUGAUAUUUUGAGUAGUAUUAGGUUCAUUUUCAUUUUAUUUUAUUAUUUUAGUCUUAAGUCACCUUGACUGGGCUUCACAUGCUGUCAUUCAGUAACCUGCAUAAUAAAAAAUGUUGAUUUAAAAUCAUAUUUCAUUGACAGAAACAAACUUAUUCUAAACUCGUCAGACAAAACAAAUUAGCAAGUGACUCCUAUACACACAGGAAGGAGCGCGCUGUCCUCAAAGACACUAACAUGCUCUUGUCUACGACAGUGUACAUAUGUAAAUG